Messenger RNA from Carassius auratus (goldfish), 2161 nucleotides. It is a transcript of the gene micu2, whose product is annotated as mitochondrial calcium uptake 2. Gene Ontology annotation, cellular component: uniplex complex. Gene Ontology annotation, biological process: calcium import into the mitochondrion; mitochondrial calcium ion homeostasis. The record is from RefSeq and is a predicted model, not a curated record. The transcript has 12 exons. Lineage: Eukaryota; Metazoa; Chordata; Actinopteri; Cypriniformes; Cyprinidae. The coding region runs from base 61 to 1320 and encodes 419 amino acids. Gene Ontology annotation, molecular function: calcium ion binding.
CUAACUUCACUAUAGACCAAAGUAGACUGAUAAAAAAAAACUUCCCGUAGUAGUAGAAUAAUGGCGACUUGGGCCAAGUUAGGCGUUAGUUUGCGGAAUGCAGUCAGACGUUUCUGGCCUCUCAGAAACGUAGGGUAUGGUCGUGCUAUUGGAGCGGGUCUUCUGGGCACUGUUUUAGCAAACGGAUUCAUUCACUAUAAAAAUGAACCGCGAUGGAGACUUUGGCCACACAUCGUGCACGCGGAGGACGCGAAGAAAGAGGAGAUCAAAGUACCACCAGUGUCCAUGAGACGCCUGCGGUUUAACCAGUUUGCCUCUAUGAUCUAUGAAGAAGAGCCAUACAUGACACCCAGAGACUUCCUCCAUUCAGUCCUGAUGGAGAAUGUGGAUUGCAAACUAAAGAAAAAGAUGCUGACUAAAGCAGAUGUGGACGAUAUGAUAAGGGUGGCUUCCAGGGCUGAGGCAGGAAAUAACAUGUUCAGAGGAAUCGGAGACAAAGGGCUGAUCUCUUACACGGAGUACCUGUUUCUCCUCACUAUUCUUACAAAACCUGAAACAGGAUUUCAUAUUGCUUUCAAAAUGCUUGAUAUUGAUGGCAAUGAGCAUGUGGACAAGAAGGAAUUUCAGAAGCUGAAGAAAAUAAUUAGACCGAGAAAAGAGCUUCUAAGGCAGGAUGGGACAGAGCUGUCUCACAUUGUUGAUGAUGUCAACACUACACUCGAGGUGUUCUUUUUUGGGAAAAAUGGCAAGAAUAAACUUCAUUACAAAGAUUUCUGCAGAUUUAUGGAAGACCUGCAGGCAGAAGUGCAAGAAGUUGAGUUCCUGCGGUUUUCUAACGGGAUGAAGACCAUGAGGCGGGAGGACUUUGCUGAGUGGCUGCUUCAUUACACCAAUGAAGAGAACAAUGAGGCAUACUGGGAAAACAUGAGAAAGAGGAUCCCCACUGGAGAGAGUAUCUCCUUUGAUGAAUUUAAAGAAUUCUGUCUCUUUACCUACCAUCUGGAAGACUUUGCCUUCUCAGUCAAAAUGAUUAAUGAAGCCAACAGGCCAAUAGGAAUGGCUGAGUUUAAGCGAGCAGUGAAGAUAGCGACGGGUCAUGACCUUUCAGAGAAUGUUCUGGACACCGUUUUUAAGAUCUUUGACCUGGACGGGGACAACUGUCUGAGCCAUAAGGAGUUCCUCGCUGUGAUGAAAGACAGAGUUCUUCGUGGACUCCGGGUUCAGCACCAGUAUGGUAUUUCUGGUUAUUGGAAAUGUGUGAAAAGAGAGACACUGCAAGGAGCUCAAGAGGCUCUCCGUAAAACCGGCAGCCCUGUCUGACUCAGGAAGAGGUCUGCCUUUGAGCGUGUCGCUGGUCAGAUGUGGUGAUGCAUGCAAUUCCUUGUAUGUCUGUGGAGGAGAAUGGUACAUAAUUAAUACAAGCACCAGGGAUUGUUAGUUGUACUGUCAGUAUACUUUUCCUUUAAAAUGUUUACAUGGUCCAAAGAAAAUAUUGCUUUUAAAGCAAUAUGACUUUUGGGCCAAAACCUAAAAAAGAAACAAUAUUCAUAUUAAAAGUUAAUGACAUGACUAUGAGCUUUAUUGAAAAUCUGUGAAAUGUUUUUUCACCUUGAAUUUGUGAAAUGGCCUUUGCACAGUCCAACACUGUCAGUUAUUUUUUUUUAUUUUUUUUUUGGUUAUAGGAAAAAUGUUUUUAAUCACAUAUAGCCAUAAUUUUACUUUGGAUGUGGUGGUGUUUACAUAUCUGUAUGUGAAACUUUGCUGUUAUGUAAACUUGUAACAAAUUACCCUGUGGAUAAGAUGCAUGUAAUGCAGAUUAUUUGAAUUAUGCAAUUAUCCCCACAAAUUGCUUUUGGGACUGUUUUUUGGUUAAAGAGAUGAGCAGUUCCACUUUUAGUGUGCUCAUUGUAAUUGUAUUUAAAUGAGUCUUGUCAGAUUGUGAUGGAUGGUGAAAUACAGGUUUAUUUCUUUAAAUUGUUAGACUCUGUGUGAUAUUUGUGAGGAUAGUUGUUUAAUCUGUGGAAUCAGUGUUUUUUUUCGGGGGUGGUAUUUGGUGUAUUGUAUACAUGUUAUUUUCUGGGGCACUUUAUUAUAUUAAAAAUACUACUUUUGUAGUGUUAAAAUUGCAUUAAUUUUCCAUUAAUAAAAGAAACGAAUCAUG